Messenger RNA from Meriones unguiculatus (Mongolian gerbil), 2453 nucleotides. RefSeq names its product tetratricopeptide repeat domain 8 (gene Ttc8). Gene Ontology annotation, molecular function: protein binding. Gene Ontology annotation, biological process: non-motile cilium assembly. The record is from RefSeq and is a predicted model, not a curated record. The coding region runs from base 147 to 1634 and encodes 495 amino acids. Gene Ontology annotation, cellular component: BBSome; non-motile cilium; ciliary basal body. The transcript is spliced from 15 exons. NCBI's taxonomy places the organism in Eukaryota, Metazoa, Chordata, Mammalia, Rodentia, Muridae.
UACUGGACUUCGGGUCCCUGGAGCGCUGUCCCUGGCCGCCAUGGGCUCGGAGAUGGAUCCGCUGCUCCAGGCCUGGAGCUAUUUUAGACGCAGGAAGUUCCAGCUCUGCGCCGAUCUGUGCACGCAGAUGCUGGAGAAGUCCCCUUAUGACCAGGCUUCUCCUUCCUACUAUUACUACAUUCCGAAUAGCAAUGCUUCAGUUUAAGAUCUGGAUGGGCUCAUCAGCCAGAGCAGCUUGGAUUUUGAAAGCACGAGCAUUGACUGAAAUGGUGUACGUAGAUGAAAUUGAUGUAGAUCAGGAAGGGAUUGCAGAAAUGAUUCUGGAUGAAAAUGCUAUUGCCCAAGUUCCACGUCCUGGCACAUCUCUGAAGCUCCCUGGAACUAGCCAGAUAGGAGGACCAAGUCAAGCUAUCAGGCCAAUCACUCAAGCUGGAAGACCCAUUACGGGUUUCAUCAGACCCAGCACCCAGAGUGGGAGGCCUGGUACAAUGGAACAGGCCAUCAGAACCCCCAGAACUGCCUACACAGCACGGCCCAUCACUAGCUCAUCUGGAAGAUUUGUCAGACUCGGGACGGCUUCCAUGCUUACAAGUCCUGAUGGACCAUUUAUAAAUUUAUCUAGACUGAAUUUAAUAAAAUAUUCCCAGAAACCUAAGUUAGCAAAGGCUUUAUUUGAAUAUAUUUUUCACCAUGAAAAUGAUGUUAAGAUGGCUUUAGAUUUGGCGUCCCUUUCCACGGAGCACUCUCAGUACAAGGACUGGUGGUGGAAAGUCCAGAUUGGAAAAUGUUACUACAGGUUAGGAAUGUACCGUGAAGCAGAAAAACAGUUUAAAUCAGCCCUGAAGCAGCAGGAAAUGGUAGAUACAUUUCUCUAUCUGGCAAAAGUUUAUAUUAUAUUGGAUCAGCCUGUGACUGCUUUAAAUCUAUUCAAACAAGGCUUAGAUAAGUUUCCAGGAGAGGUGACCCUGCUUUGUGGAAUUGCCAGGAUCUAUGAGGAAAUGAACAAUAGUUCAUCAGCAGCAGAAUACUACAAAGAAGUUCUGAAACAAGACAAUACUCACGUGGAAGCCAUCGCCUGCAUUGGAAGUAAUCACUUUUAUUCUGACCAGCCAGAGGUUGCACUCCGGUUUUACAGGCGCCUCUUGCAGAUGGGAGUCUAUAACUGCCAGCUUUUCAAUAACCUGGGGCUGUGCUGCUUCUACGCCCAGCAGUACGACAUGACUCUGACUUCAUUUGAACGUGCCCUUUCCCUGGCCGAAAAUGAAGAGGAGGCAGCUGAUGUCUGGUACAACCUGGGGCACAUAGCUGUGGGAAUAGGAGAUACAAACCUAGCCCAUCAGUGCUUCAGGCUGGCCCUGGUCCACAACAACCACCAUGCCGAGGCCUACAACAACCUAGCCGUGCUAGAGAUGCGGAAGGGCCACAUUGAACAGGCACGGGCACUGUUACAAACAGCAUCUUCUUUAGCACCCCAUAUGUAUGAGCCACAUUUUAAUUUUGCAACAGUCUCUGAUAAGAUCGGAGAUCUUCAGAGAAGCUAUGUUGCUGCUCAGAAGUCAGAAGCAGCGUUUCCUGAACAUGUGGACACACAGCACCUAAUUAAGCAGUUAAAGCUGCACUUUGCUAUGCUCUGAUCAGUCUCUAGAUCAAAUGUGCAGGAAGGGUCAGCACACAGAGAGGAAAUGUGCUAUACACAUUUGUAUCAACAGUGUGAUACAGACCCUAUGAGGUCUGUAUCAUAAGACUGUAAACCAGAACCUAUUAUAAGAACUUUGUUGUUUUAAAAGGUAAUAGUGUAAAAACAGGAUUUAAGCAUUUCCUAGUUUUGUUUUAUCAAUUAAAAACACUUAUUUUUAAAUACAACAUUUUCUAACAAGUAUGUCAUGUAUGUUGGGUGCCAUACCCUCCUCCUCCCGUUAGUUCCCUUUGUCUCGCAGACAGUUUCAUGGCCACUCUCAUGACAUCUGUAUGUACAUGGCUUUAGCUAUCUAAGUAAAAUCUAGAAACCACACAUUAGAGAAAACAUACAAUAUUUGUUUUUCUGAGAACAACUCAGUUAGUUUUGUGUGUGUGUGUGUGUGUGUGUGUGUGUGUGUGUGUGUAAGACAGAGUCUCUUACUAUAGUAGUCUAGGUUGGCCUUGAACUUAUGAUCCCAGCCUCCUGAGUGCUGGGGUUACAGACAAGGGCCACCGGCAAGCUGGUUUCAGCAUUUCUAACCAGAUGAUAAAGCCCCUUUUACACUGUAUGGUAGAUAUUUGUACAUAGUUGUUAAGCAGCAUAAUGAACCUCGAUUUUUUUUUAUAAAUGUGUAUCUUAAAAAUCUUUAAGCAUUAGCUAUCAUAAAAACUCAGGAGGUUGGAAAUCUGCUUUAAAUUUUUUAUUUUCAUGGCUAAUAACGUGUGUAUUUAUUAUGAGUGCUUUAAUUGAAGCUUUAAAUUUUGUAUUCUAAACU